Messenger RNA from Candidula unifasciata, 203 nucleotides. NCBI's taxonomy places the organism in Eukaryota, Metazoa, Mollusca, Gastropoda, Stylommatophora, Geomitridae. The record is from the annotation of a GenBank genome assembly.
UGGCCCAUCUUCCUUUUUUCGUUUGUCGUAGACACCUGGCGAUGGUCAGUGCUCAAUGGGGCUACAGGAGAAAAUAAUUAUAACAAAUACUGGUGGCAACUGCGGUGUGAAGUACAAGGAGUCUCUCCACCUAUCGGAAGGACAGAAGACGAUUUUGACCCUGGUUCCACGUAUGAUAUAGCAGCAGAUCUCCAGUCCAUGAG